UGUGGCCAGAGGUGACUGCAGUUUCAGGAAUUAACCAAAGAUACUGUUCGGACACACGCACAGGACGAAACGAUGAACAGCUGUGUUUAAGAAUAUAGGCUCUACUUUUUACCCUUUUUUAAAAAACUUUUUAUCGUCAUUCGAGGAUUUUUUUAUUUUUAUUUUUAUUAACAGUUUUUACUGAGAGCCGGAGGUUUUGUGGAACAGCGUUGUGUCAUCAUGCGGAGCCUACCUGCCGCCAUCCUCCUGUGGUCGCUUCUCAAAGUGUCUGUGUGUAUUCAGGUGAUUGUUCCUCAGCAGCAGCGCAGCACAGCUCUGUUUGCCUCAGUUACACUUCGAUGUGACUACUCCACCUCUGCAAACCUCCAAGAUGUUCUGGUCACCUGGAGAUACAAGUCCUUCUGCAAGGACCCUGUGCUGGAGUAUUACUCCACAGCAUACCAGUCUGCACUACAGUUAGGACAGGACCCAUCGAAUGACUGUCCAGAUCGCCAGCGGACAGUGCGCACGGUGAUCCAGAAGAGAGGAAGCAGCGAGCCGACAUUGGGAGCUGAAUACCGCGAGCGCAGGAUCACCAUUCAAAAUAAGGCAGACCUGGUGCUCAAUGAGAUUAUGUGGUGGGACAACGGUGUGUACUUCUGCUCUGUCGAUGCUGCUGGAGACACCUCUGGAGACUCAGACAAAGAAGUCAAACUUAUCGUUUACCACUGGUUAACAGUGUUGUUCAUCAUCAUCGGAGCCCUCCUUCUGAUCCUCCUCUUCUGUAUCUGCUGCUGCCAGUGCUGCCCUCAGAAAUGCUGCUGCUAUGUUCGCUGUCCCUGCUGCCCACAGCAAUGCUGCUGUCCUGAAAAAGCGGUGAUGCAGCAUCGUAUGAUGAAGGAGGCUCAGAGGGCCAUGGCUCCCUGGAUGGGGGGACAGCCGGUAUAUGGACCAAUGAGCCAUGCCUCCUCCCAGAUGAACCCGCUGCUCUACUCAGGAUCUGCUUCAGGCAAGAGCUUCCCUAUGAAGCCCAUGCCCCUCCCUCCUCCUCAAUCUUCAGCUUACAGCAUGCCUGCUCCCAGUGUCCAUGGCAACCACACCCCUGCCAACACCAAUCAGAUGCUUGAUUACUUAGAAAACCAGGUGAGGGGGAUGGACAUGGCCAGUCCUCUUCUACAGUCCCAGCCACCUCCUCCCAACCACAUGCAGCAGCACCAACCUCCGCCACACCACAUGCAGCAGCACCAACCUCCGCCACACCACAUGCAGCAGAUCCAACCUCCUCCCCAGCACAUGCAUACUGUCCCAUUUUCCCCCGGCCCUCCAAGCAUGAUCUCUGCCCUUGAUGAUGGCCCAACAGAGCGCCGGGUCAUCACACUUCCACCAAUAAGAGAGCAGCCGCCAGUCAGAAUCCCACCCCCUGCACCCAGGACUCGCCCCCCGAGCUCCAGCGAGAGCAGCCGCAGCGGCUUUGGCCGUCAUGACGAUCGAGGUGCAGCAGGCAGGCGUUAUCCCUCACCCACCCGGUCUAGGGGUAUUCCCAGGAGCUACAGCGAGGAAUCACUGGAUGGGCGGAGUCGCAGCGGUGCACGAGGAGGCAUGGACCGGCCCCGCUCCCGUUCUAGGGAUGACCUAUUUGACAACAGAUCCAGGGCAAACUACUCUCCCCCAACAUCAAGGCGCCCUAGAGGAGGGUCCUGGAGCUCAGAUGAUGAGGGCAGCAGCAGGAGAGGGGCAGGUGGAGGAAGGAGAGGAGGAGGAGGCUGGGUUGACAAACCUCCCAGCUACUCGGAGUACGAGCCUGGACAGAAACCAGGAGCACGGAGGAAUGAACGCUACUCUGGUUCUCGCAGUGGCACCAGUGUCGUCAUCUGAACCCCUCCAGCUGUGAAACGCCCUGUGACCUCUGUUUCAGAGAACACGUUCACCUCACUAGAAUUGGGAGCCAAGUUUUCUGGCUACUGGUAAACUUUUAAAUGCUGCCAUUUUGUGUAUUUAAAUGAACCAUGGAGCAGCCCACUCAUUACCUUUUUUUUUUUUUUUUAUAAGUGAAAAACUGGCAGAAGGAUUCAUAAAAUGUGAGAUUGAGAGAUUCAUAAAUUUGGGAUAAUCUUCCUCUUCAGAGUGUGCAGUGCCAGGUGGUAAAGCAAAUGUUUGGCGUCAAUAAGGAAACCUAUUGAGUAGUCUAUAAAUGGUUUGUUUUUUAGAUAUUGUUUUAAGAGAACUGAGCUUUACUGUGACUACUGAACAGAUUUUGGAAUAAUAUUCCCCUCUGCUGGUUCAUCAGUGUAAUGAAAAUACAGGGGAUUUGGAUUAAAAGCCUCCUGUUAGAUUAUUCUCAAAUGUGGCUUCAGAAUUGAGGUUUCUCCUCUUAAAGAAAUAUAUAUUUAACACAUCAGUAAAUAAACAAAUUACAAUUGUUUUUACAUUAGCCAAAAACUAUUUAAACCCAUAUAAAUAUGAAUAGACUCUUGUGAAUGAUGAAAAUUGUUUUUAGCUUUUUAUAAUUUUUGUAAAUAGUUAUUAUUCAUAUCUCUAGAUGUGUUGUAGUGACAUUUAUUUUGAAGGAAAGGUGUAUAUUAGCAUUAACAUUAGUCUCUGUUCAGAUAAUAAUUAAGUGUUUUUAAACCUUUUGUACAUAAUGAAGGAUGUAUUUACCCUGAGUGCUUAAACAACAGUCAACACUGUGUCUAAAUAAGUAAUUUACAUGGUGUUGAGUACUGUCAGCAAUAUUACUGGUCCAAAAAGCUGUUUUUUUUUCUUUUUAAAUUAUGGUUGUUGGCACAAUAUGAAAAUGCAAUACUAUGUUUUUUUCCAGUUUACAGUUCUGGAAACUUACCUGGUUUAUUCCCCCCCCUUUGGCUUGUAUGAUGGUAUACAUAAACUAAAAAUCACUUCACAUGGAAUUCAAGUUGUUGACUUGCUGUAUGUUCCAUUGAUGUUUUAUUCCCCACUUUUUUGUAUUUACACUGUACAGUCAGUUUGUGUUUAUUAAUAACAUUGAUAAUAAAAAGUUCUGCCUUUUGGGGUAUAACAGAA
Molecule: messenger RNA, 3018 nt
Organism: Dicentrarchus labrax (European seabass)
Lineage: Eukaryota; Metazoa; Chordata; Actinopteri; Moronidae
Product: immunoglobulin-like domain-containing receptor 1
Exons: 9
Coding region: 220-1854 (544 amino acids)
Cellular component (GO): plasma membrane
Molecular function (GO): high-density lipoprotein particle receptor activity
Source: RefSeq, a predicted model, not a curated record